AUGGUUACUGCAUUUCUGACUUCUAUAAAGGAAAAGCAAAGAGACGAUGAGCCGGAAAUCGCCUACUGUGCAACGCGUCGAGAAGAAGAUAGCCGAUCACAAAUUAGAUGGGCGUUUCAAACGCCAGACUGGGAAUCGAACAAGGAGAAAGUCACUUUGGAAGCGGUCCUCAAGAAAGGAAAGUGCGAUAAAUACAUUCAAUCGUGGCUCGAUCAUCACGACACGUUCAUUUUGCGUUCAGAUGGCCCCACUCCUCCAAUAGAUUCCGACAAACGUCCGCCGCUCUUGUUCACAAGUUGGAAUCGCUUUUUUGAGAAGAAUCAACAAAUCGAGUGGCUUGAGCAACGGGCGUCUAGCAAAUUCAAAGCUGAAUCUCCAGAAUCUGAAGACGCGACUUGCUCGGAACCGAAUGUUACCAUUGAAGAAACGAGUGCACCUGUAGACACGGGUUCAAGUGGAUCCGAUGGAAAAUCGAUCUCUGGCUACAGCGUGAAUUUGGACGCGUGUGAACCACAUUGGACCACCGGAAUUGUCUUACUUUUGGACGACUACGACACGCGUAAACCCACAGUUAGGAUCAAGUACUUCGACCGUCGUAUCGGUUCAAUCGUUGCUCGUAUUUUGCCCAAAGAUAGCGUUGUCACUGCUCCUGGAGAACGAUUUAGAUGGGGUUAUCGUCACAAUGAAUUCAUUGCAAUAAGUGCUUGCCCAGAAAAGGACCACUCUACAUCAUAUUCACACCAUGUUACUCGAAAAUCUGUUCAAGUGACUGUUUUGGGGAUCUGCAGGUACAGCAAGGGAAAUCCGGAAGACUUUGCAAGAUCAUCACAAGAGCAGUUGGACGUUUGGACUGAUGAAUUUGGUCUUCUAUCGGUUCCAUUAAGGCUCAUCAAGCGGCGCGAGUUUGAGAUGAUCCCAGGCAAGGCUUUGAAAGAAUGCAAGUUGACGCUGGAAAUUCGCUACCAAAACUGGAAGUCCCCCGACAUCAUCAUUGUAAGCAUCUCAUUCUUCAUGUUGAAAGACGAAGAUAUAUUCACCAUCAAGGAUCUAAUGCGCUUUGACGAUCUAACGUUGCCGAGAAUGGAAGUUAGAGACGGAAAAAAGUUGUAUCGUUUCAAGUCCCGCACUUUUCCAUCAAUUUGUCUCUGGGGAGCACUACCAGAAUGUCAAGAGGGCCUUGAUGCAAUAGAAUGUGCGGACAAGCAGGAAAAUCACUUUGGCGAAAGAGAGUCCGACUUUCAUGGUGUUUUCUAUCCGAGCUCUUCAAGGAAAGCCUAUUAUUACGCCCUCGUGGCUGGCACGGAGAAAUGGGUUGAUGAGCAAUCUGAUGGUCGAAUAUACGAUAUUCCCUCAAGCACUCGAUUGACCGUCUCGCGAAGGAUUGCAUUCAAA
Messenger RNA from Mesorhabditis belari, 1392 nucleotides. The record is from the annotation of a GenBank genome assembly. Lineage: Eukaryota; Metazoa; Nematoda; Chromadorea; Rhabditida; Rhabditidae.